This is a messenger RNA of Nymphaea colorata (pocket water lily), 1362 nucleotides long. Its product is annotated as meiotic recombination protein DMC1 homolog. Gene Ontology annotation, molecular function: ATP binding; DNA strand exchange activity; ATP hydrolysis activity. The record is from RefSeq and is a predicted model, not a curated record. Gene Ontology annotation, biological process: chromosome organization involved in meiotic cell cycle; mitotic recombination; DNA repair. Lineage: Eukaryota; Viridiplantae; Streptophyta; Magnoliopsida; Nymphaeales; Nymphaeaceae. Gene Ontology annotation, cellular component: nucleus; condensed nuclear chromosome. The transcript is spliced from 15 exons. The coding region runs from base 118 to 1146 and encodes 342 amino acids.
GUCUCCGCCAUCGUUUGCUAUCUGAUUUCCCCAUCGCGAACUUUCCCUAGCGAUCAUUCUCGAAUUCGCUCCGUUUUCUCUCCAGUUCAUAGGGAAGAAGAAAAAACAAGGCGAAAUAUGCUGGACUUCAAACCAGAGGAUCAACAGCUCCAAUUAAUUGAGGCCGAAGGCGUGGAUGAUGAAGAGGAUUCCUUCGAAUUGAUAGAUAAGCUAAUCGCACAAGGAAUCAACGCUGGUGACGUGAAGAAGCUCCAGGAUGCCGGCAUCCAUACGGUAAACGGCUUAAUGAUGCAGACGAAGAAGAGUCUGACCAGCAUAAAAGGGCUAUCUGAGGCCAAAGUGGAUAAAAUAUGCGAAGCAGCGGAAAAGCUAGUGAACUGUGGCUACCUAACAGGAAACGAGAUCCUUCUCAAGAGAAGGUCGGUAGUUCGGAUCACUACCGGAAGCCAAGCCCUAGACGAGCUAUUAGGGGGUGGAAUAGAGACCCUCGCGAUAACGGAAGCUUUCGGUGAGUUCAGGUCGGGGAAGACUCAGCUUGCGCAUACGCUUUGUGUGUCUACCCAGCUUCCCCUCAGCAUGCAUGGAGGAAACGGGAAAGUGGCGUAUAUAGACACAGAAGGGACAUUCCGGCCAGAUCGCAUAAUCCCUAUUGCAGAAAGAUUCGGAAUGGAUGCCACGGCCGUUCUUGACAACAUCAUCUAUGCUCGUGCUUACACGUACGAGCACCAAUUCAAUUUGCUCCUUGGCUUGGCUGCCAAAAUGUCGGAAGAGCCAUUCAGACUUCUGAUUGUAGAUUCGGUGAUCGCUCUGUUUCGAGUAGAUUUCACGGGCAGGGGCGAACUUGCAGAGAGACAGCAAAAGCUGGCACAGAUGCUUUCACGCCUGACCAAGAUCGCGGAGGAGUUCAAUGUGGCCGUCUACAUGACCAACCAAGUUAUUGCAGAUCCAGGAGGAGGCGUAUUCAUUUCUGAUCCCAAGAAGCCGGCCGGUGGGCAUGUUUUGGCUCAUGCCUCCACCGUUAGGCUUAUGCUUAGGAAAGGGAAGGGUGAGCAGCGCGUCUGCAAGGUCUUCGAUGCACCAAACUUGCCUGAAGCUGAAGCAGUUUUUCAGAUAACACCAGGAGGCGUUGCAGAUGUAAAGGACUAAGUUCAGGUAGAAACAGUUGCAUUUCUAACAGUGGGUGACAGCUAACCACCAGAUUCCCGGAGAUAGAAAUGAUGAUGUGCAACUUUGUAGUAUUUGUUUUCUGUUUGUUUCCACUUUAGCUAGACAGGAAAUUUGCAUAUGAAAAGAAAAUUACAACAAAACCGGUUCAGCUAGUCGACUCUUUAGUUGGUGUCAGUGGGAUUACUGUAUAUUCUG